UUCAGUAGAAGUUACUGCGAAGAGCUUGGUCAAGACGUGUACCUAGGCAAAAUUGGGAACGAUCACAUGAUGCUAAAGAUCGCUUUGGUGAAGUGUUACCCAGGAUCCACCGUUCCACAAGGAUCUUGUGUUGCCGUAACGAAUGCUGUCAAAGUCUUGAAGCCCAAAGCGGUAUUCAGUGUGGGUUGCUGUGGUGGCUUAGACCCCGCAAAAGUCAAACUUGGGGACGUGGUAGUGUCAGUGAAACUGAUAACAUAUUCCUCCUCCAAAGUCACGGACAAAGGCAUUACAGAAAGUGGUGUAAGAGUUCCAUUGAAAGCCAAUAUUUCAAAACUGAUGCUAAAUGCUGCUGAUGGUUGGAAAGCCCCACUGAAGAGUCCAAAAGAAUUUGAGGUCGAGAUGCACCGAGGAGUGUUUCUGAGUGGCCCAGAAAGUGUUGAUAGCAGUGCGCGGCGUGAGGCACUCAACGAACGCUUCUCAGAAGCCGAUGUUAUUGAAAUGGAGGGCGAAGGUAAGUUAAACAAAUUCCAGCUACCUCAGUGAUAUGUUAUCCUCUAAAAGUAAUAAUGCUUGAAGUCUCAAUUGGCAGGGUGUGAAAAUGGUUGUCUUAGCCAAAUUCAUUAGACUGAGGUUUUAAGUUUGCAUGUAUAUUAGGGGGUGUAUCUGUAUAAGUGCAUAAAAUAGUUGAAAUCAAAUUAGAAUGACAGUGACUGUAAAUCUCGGUAGUCUACUUCUGACUGCCUGUCACACGCGUUAACAGUUUCUCGUUCGUGUUGUUUGGAUUGAGCACAAUCUGUUCUUAGAAUUAAAUGCAUACAUGCAUUUCUGGGCAGAGAAAGUUGAGCAGGCAUCCUUAAUCAAUCGAGUUUGUAAAGGUUUCAAAAGGUGGGUAGUGCCAUCCUUUGAAUAAAUCUGUAUCCAGUGGAUAACGCAAUUUGUUUCCCUAAUACUUAUCCGCUGGAUAGUGAUUUAUUCGUUGGAUAGCGCUAUUCAGCUUUUGAACAAUUGGGUCCUGGACUAUUCAUCUGCGGAGGGGGCAAGGGGGGAACCAGGCGCAAGAGCAUACAACAUAAGAUGACUCGUCAGCUACUACUUGGUACUUAGUUAACAAACUGAUUGUGAUUCAGAUCUUCAGAAUGUAUACAGUCCCACUUUAAACAAAUAUGGUCGGUUGAUGACACAGCAGGAGGUGGACGAAUUGUACCGUUAUUGAUCUAGUACAAACCCUUAGGUACUAUAUGAUCAGUGGUUUAAAAGACCGGCUGACUGUUAAGUGCCAGGAUUUGAAAGAUUAAGCACAAAGUGUGAUAGGGUGUAUUAAUAGAAGUUAACAGUAAGACUGGAGGUAAACGCUAACUUGGUGCUCUCAUAGGAUCUAAAGGCUACAAGGCCAGUAUUGUAAUGCAAAAAGCCAUGCAUAGAAUGGAGUAACCUUAACAAUCGCAAAGGGUCAACCACGUGCAGUCCAUGUUAUCUUUACGAAGGGAUGCAAAUCCAAAUUUACAUACUUCAUGAGAACAAUCGAGUCAUUCGAAGAUUGCAAUUGCUGUAAUUAUAUCAUGCCCUCAGCUAACUUGUUAGUUCAGAUCUGAAUUUAAGUAUAAAUUGAAACCCUAGGCCAAACGUCGAAUUUUUCAUGAGAACUUUUUAUGGGUCAUUGACUUAAGUUCAUGAAAAGUUCAACGUCUGCUCAGUUAAGUUCGUCUGAAUGAGUUUGGAUGGUCCAACACGUAAGCAGACGGAUAGAACGUCGACGCGUCCUAAGUUCGACGUCUGAGCCAACAGACGAUCUUACCUUCAUUUAGGUCGACCCAAAUUAGAGUUUGGUUCGUCUCAUGAAAGUUCGACGUUUGGCCGGAGAAUAAGUCAUGUUCACCCUGACUUUGCUUAAACUUUAACCAGGACUUGUCCUAAAUCUACCCACUGAUGCUGGUAGCGAUUUAACUACAUAUCUGCGUUUUCCUUGCGCUUCUCAUAAGAGUUUAUCUUUGCUAGAAAACACACUGGUCCUUACAAUUAUUUUUUAGGUGUGUAUGCAGCGGCUCAACAGCUGGAUAUUCCGUGGACCAUAAUUAAAGGCGUCUCGAACUACGCAGAUGGAGGAAUGUCUGAACCACGUCCUUGGAAGAAUUUCGCGAGUUUAAUGGCAGCCUCCUUAACUGUUCAUAUUCUCAGUAAUCCUGUUACUUUCAAAGGCUGGCCUCACUAUUAAAGUACAGGUGAGCAUUGGAUAUCGGCUAAGGGACGUUUACUUUUUCCCCAUUGAAAUACCCUUUUCAAUGGGCUAAUUAGUCUGCUUCCAAUGAUCUUAACAGGGAUCCUCAAAAGCUUUUUGCCAAAAUGUUGAGAAUCCUCGGAGAUCCGUGCCAAGAUCCUCAACUUUCUUUCAAGAUCUUCGGAGAUAUUUGAUUAUCGUCAAAGAUCUUGAAAGAUCCUUUUCUGACCUUUCCAUGAUGAUGAAUUACGAGCAGAUUUAUGGUUUAAUAAUUUCCAUUGAAUAGCUUAGUACAAGACAAUCACAUUCCAGAAAAACCAUAACUUCAGGAAAAUAAAUAUUAAUAUGCUCGACUCAUUUGAGCGAGAGACAAAUUGAUAUUUUUUCUUUGAUCGUGGGCAGAAGUUCUUAUUUUUGUUAUUUAGGUAUCAAUGUAUUCCGAUUGCAGUGGUAAAAAUUUAACAGAAGCCCCUCUUGUAGGCUUGGUUACGAUAUUUUCAUCAGGAUGCACAUAAAUUUCUUUACUUCAAACAGAACGUAACUUUCCUCUCUUCGAUAACAUCGACCGGUAUCAAUGGAAACUGGGCUGUUGAAUGAUCAUAGAGAGUGGAAUGUUGUGGGGGGUGGGCAGGGUUCUAUCUAGGAUUUAUCAUUUGGGGGAGAAGUCCUGAGGGGCCGAAGGCAACAAGCCUCCUCGAGGGGUCCGCCCCCCGGUAAUUUUUGAAAUGAAUAUGCACUGAGGUGCAAUCUGGUGCAUUUUGAGACACAAUUUUGAGAAAUGUUACAGUGUGUUCACUAACCUCGUCGCGUCUUGAUGAUUUUUUCGACAUAGUUACUUAUAUACUGUUGUAACAUCUGUUUAUAAAGAAGAUAAAGUGAGAAAGGGCCAUACGCAAGUGUCUGUCAUGCAAAUGAUAGCUGAGAGCCUUUUGUUCGGUAAUAUAACGGAUAUGGAGCGAAUUUUCCUUAACUUUUUUUUUUCCUUUACGGAUUUGGUUUUGACUCAGAUGUCAAAAAAGCAUACUUCUAUUUAGCAUACAACGAACACUUCAUUCGAUCAAACAUUGUGGCAAAGAAUGUAUUUUCUUUAUUCAGCGUCUCUCACGAUUCUGUGCUUUCGUUAGAAAUUCUGAAGGACGUUUGGGAUGGUAAAAAUUCAUUUUAACCAAAUAUCUUUCGAGGAGACAUUCAACACGAUCGUUUGAGCGAUUCAGGUGUGAUGUUUGGUGGCCUAUGUACAGACGCCACCUAAGGGAAGGGGGCGUCGGUAUACAGGUUAGAUGUCCGGCAGUUUUCACAUAUUCUCAGUUAACCCCAGUCAGUGAUCAAUCUUUCUCUUUUUCUGAGAUCAGUGAAAUCGUGAGCUGAUUUAUGAUUAUGCAGAAGAAAAUAAGAAACGAAACAGACUGUUUAGAGUCUAAGCUAACUCUAAAAGACCUACUUUGGACCACCAUGGAUCUAAUUUGCUUGGAUAAUGUCCUUCCUUCUUCAACGUUAAGUUUAUGUUAGUCAGUGACUACUAAACAUCAAAUGCAAAAUUCUCCUUAUUAGUAAAUAAAACAAUGAUGAAUGGUCCAGUUUCGAAUUAAAAAUUGCCGCUGAAUACAAACAUUAACGGCACAUUUAUACAGGGUUAGCCUCGACGUAAAGUAAAAUAUUCCGAAAUUCCGGCAAGUAAGUGUUUGAAAUUUGAAUAUACACAAUAGACAGAGCAAUAAAAAGGUCUUUUUCUUGUUGGAAUUUGUGAAUAUAUUACUUCAGAUGGAGGCUAAGCCUGUAAAAAUUGUGUCUUCACUUCUUUAAUUCAGCGGUCAUAGCAAACUCGAAACUGGACUAUUCACACAGACCAGUGUGCAAAAUCUGCGAGUUGAUUAGAGGACAUUACGGGUUAAUAAAUCAGGGAUCGAAACUCGGGCGGCUCUUUCAUGAACGAUUGUUGGUCAUCAGAGAAUAGACAAUAACUGAAGCAAUUUGUGAUUAAAUCAAAAAAAUUAAUGAUUUAAGUUCGCUCUUUUUUUCAAAGGAAUAUAUCAAAGAUGGCGUGAUCCAGGACGAAGAUGUGGGUGGAACCUUGGCCGGGAAAGAUGUUGCUAGGCGACCAGCAGUAAUGCAGCCGAGGAAACGUGAUCUCAAACGACAACGACGGAUUCGUAGAAAACUAGAAUAA
This is a messenger RNA of Porites lobata, 4382 nucleotides long. Lineage: Eukaryota; Metazoa; Cnidaria; Anthozoa; Scleractinia; Poritidae. The record is from the annotation of a GenBank genome assembly.